Helicoverpa armigera (cotton bollworm) is the source of this 863-nucleotide messenger RNA. RefSeq names its product mediator of RNA polymerase II transcription subunit 18 (gene MED18). Gene Ontology annotation, cellular component: core mediator complex; mediator complex. The coding region runs from base 18 to 704 and encodes 228 amino acids. Gene Ontology annotation, biological process: termination of RNA polymerase II transcription; regulation of transcription by RNA polymerase II. The transcript has 5 exons. NCBI's taxonomy places the organism in Eukaryota, Metazoa, Arthropoda, Insecta, Lepidoptera, Noctuidae. The record is from RefSeq and is a predicted model, not a curated record. Gene Ontology annotation, molecular function: transcription coregulator activity.
UUUGUGGUUUGCGAGAAAUGGCUGGUAUGUCAGCCGCGAAUGCGGCUCCUAUUACGGCCACCGAUAGUUUAUCACAAGCUUUGAAGGCUAAUAUAAUCCCGAAUCAGGAAUACCUGCUUCAGGGUUCUGUUUUGGAUUCGGCUGUAGAAGUCUUACUCCAUCGCUUACGAGGCUUGUGCGAUAAUGUGGAUGCUGGCCCAGAGACCUUCGAUGAUCAAGAAGUUUGUUUCAGUUUACGAGAUCCAAACCAACAGGCUGCGCCACUGAUGCUUCGAGUACGAAAAGCCUUGGACUAUCGCGACAUGCCCUUCCAACUCCGGUACAUUGGACAGCCAGAUCUAGGAGUAGGAGACAAGAACAGACCCACAGUAGUGCGCUCUAGCCUGGAUAUUGCCUGCAGCGGAAUGCUCAUAGACUUUUUGAAUGAAUUGGGCUGUAGAAUUGAAUUUGAAUAUAGUGUUAAAGGUUACAUGUUCAGAAAAGGGAGAAUGAAGAUAACCGUUGCAAAAGUGUUCAAGAUAUCCCAAGGGUCAAUGCCCCCGGAGCCUAUAUCUCAGAGUUAUCUGGUGGAGUUAUCUGUCCUAGCACCGCAAGGUCAAGAUGCCAUAGCUGAGGACAUGCGCGCAUUCGCCGACCAGCUCCGACCCCUGGUACAACUGGACAAGAUCGACUACAAGAGGCUGGGACACAUGUCCGUUACAUAACCCAUGUUCCUCACUUAGACUGGCCUCACACUGACCAACAAUACAAUAGGUUAGUGUGAAGACAGCCUUUGUUGCACCCGCGAAUGGUGAUUCCGUGAUACAAAUGGACUUUUACUUUUUUAAGCCAUACAACUAAAUAAAUUCAGUGUUUUUCGCAUA